Messenger RNA from Belonocnema kinseyi, 3626 nucleotides. RefSeq names its product protein CASC3-like. Gene Ontology annotation, molecular function: mRNA binding. Gene Ontology annotation, biological process: mRNA processing. Gene Ontology annotation, cellular component: exon-exon junction complex. The coding region runs from base 93 to 2879 and encodes 928 amino acids. The transcript has 9 exons. The record is from RefSeq and is a predicted model, not a curated record. Lineage: Eukaryota; Metazoa; Arthropoda; Insecta; Hymenoptera; Cynipidae.
UAGUCCUUAAGUGAGGUCGGCUUUCGCGUACUGCUAAAUAGCGGUUUUGCCCCCCCCCCCCCCCUCCCUGAACAGUUUUUACUCGAAAUAUUAUGUCAGAUUCUCGUCGUCGUCGAAAAACUCCUCAUUCUGGUGAUUCAGAUGAACUUUCAGACUCCUAUGACGAGUUGAAUGUAACAAAGGAGACUCAGAUGGAGCAGGUGAAAGAAACAAUGGGGGAAAGAAGGAAAAACGUGAAUAACUUGAGUAGUGAAGCGAUUGAAGAUCAUCAUGAUUCAGAGUAUGGUACCGCUGGAAGUGAAUCUGAGACUGAAUCGCAAGAAGGUGUUUUGCGAGAAAGUGGAGAUGGUCAAGAGGAAGAAAAGCCACAGAAGAAAUUAGACGACGAUGAGGAUCGACGAAAUCCACAGUACAUUCCAAAACGCGGCACUUUUUACGAACACGACGAUCGAACAGCGGAGGAGGUUGCCGGAGGAGAAAAAGCUAUCGAACCCCAAGUUGAACGAGAAACUAAAGAAAAAAAGGUGUGGAAGGAUAAGGAAGAUAAAUGGAAUCAUGAUAGGUACAAUGACGAAGAACAGGCUCCAAAAAGUCACGAGGAAUUAAUAGCUAUUUACGGCUAUGAUAUAAGAAAUGAAGAAGGUCCACCGAGGGCAAGAAGAAGAAGGCGAUAUGGACGUGGUCCUAAUAAAUAUACAAGAAACUGGGAAGAUGAAGAUGCUUAUGGAAAAGUAGCUGGAUCUACACCUAAUAAAAGUAGCGGCCGUAAAUCUGACAGAAGUAAUGAAGAAUUUCCAGCUCUUGAUGACAGUAAUAAAGAUUCACCGAAGCCAGAAGAACCAGUAAUAUCUUCUGCCUGGUAUAGUAAUAAAUCAAAAUCACCAGGUAAGGUGAAUUUCCCACCUUUGGUGCCGCAGCAGGAUGGUCAUAAAUCGAACCAGAACAGCGCGCAGAGCAGUAAAUUAAACGAGAACAAAAUUCCGGCGGAAGUGAUAAAUCAGACAUGGAAGAGGGAAAACAAGCAAGCUUCUCAAAUUCAGAGUUCUAAUGGAAACACAGGCUGUAAAGAUAUAGAUAAACCAGUAAGAGGAAAAGCCUUACCUCGAGAUAGUAACAAGAGAAAUGUUCAAGAAUCGGCGAGUCUUGCAGCGAGCAGAGUACGUGGACGUGGCUUUAAAGCGAAUACUAAUAACAAUAUAGUCGGUAAUCAAGGAAUCGACUCGAAGCAAAAAGGACGUGGGCCUGGAAUAAUGAACCCAGGUAAUAGACGAGUUAAUGCUGCGCGUUAUGACGAUGAGCAUCAACUAGCUAACGAUGUUAAACAUAUGAACAUUGCUGAAUCUGCGUUUAAUCAUUCAAGUGUUAGACAGAAUAAACACUUUCAAAUACAAUCAACCAGUCAAGAAAGUUCAACUGCAAUUCCACCGCGGUUGCAACAAUCACGUUCACAACAACCGACGCAUCAACAGCAAGUGCAUUCUCCACCACCUCCGGCACCUCAGGAUGGAAUUGGAAAUCGACCAAAACGAUACUCGAGUCUUCGACAACGACCUCCUAUCACGGAAGGACCGGGGCAGUCAAAUUAUCAAGCACCACAUGCGCCACACACAUACUAUCCAACUCAAGGGUAUCCUCAAGGUCCUUUCGAACAACCUUCACCCGUGGCACCAUCUACUGCUCCGAUGGCUGGACAACCAGUUAUCCCGUUGCCAGCAGCUCCUCAACCGCCUACUUAUGCACAACCCCCACCAUUUCUGGUUCCUCCGCCACAGUUUAUGCCACCACAAACAGCUCCACCGAGUAUAAUUAACUUCGUAUCAGGACCUAAUGGUCCACCAUUUCAACCGAACUUUCAAGGCUAUCAGGGAUAUACACCUACUUCGGUACCGCCCCAAGGACCACCGCCGCAAGAAUUGUUCCAGCCUCAAGGAUGUACAUACUACAGCCCUGCGCAGCAACAUCAGCAACAACAACCUGUGAGGCGACCGAAAGCUGCAAUUCCUAUUCUCCCACCACCUGAUAAUCAGCAACAGUUUCAAACCCCUAGGGGUCGGGGUAAAAAUAAGCCACAACAGCAACAUAAACAUAAUGAGUUUCAGCAACAUUAUCAAGAUGUCCGACAGGAACAACAACAGGAGUUCCAUCAGAAGCAUCAACAAGAAUUUCUGCAGCAGUUAAAACAUCAAGAAAUCUUGCAGCAGCAACAACAUCAAGAUGAGUUGCAGGUCAAGAAUCAAUUAGAGCUCAAGCAACCUAAACUACAACAAGAGCUGGAACAGCGUCAACUUGAAGAGGCGCAACCGCAUCAACAGGAGACUGAAUUACAUCAACAGGAGCACCAACCCGAUGUGCAACAUCAUGUAACGCAGAAACUUCAAUGGCUGACAGAACAACCUCAAGAAGGAUUGCAACAACAUGUCCGGAAGGUACAUGAACAACAUUUUGUGGUUGGACAAGAGCAGGAGGUGCAACAAUCUCGGCAGGAAGUACAGCAGCAAAAGAUGAAUUUCUCUGAGCCUCUCACUUCGCAGAAAAUCGAAAUAGAAGAUCAAGUCCAGCCAGUUGAUGUAUCUCUGUAUAAUGACAAGGAAAAAUUCAAAAUUAUACAAACUGAACAACUCGAGAAGGUAAAUGUACAAAAAAACCGUCUUAAAAUAGUACCAGAGGUUCUAGAAAAAAUGGAGGGAAAGUCGAUAGACAUCACUGUUAAAAGUAGAGAAACUUCAGAAGUGGUGGAUUCAGUAAAUGAAGCACCUGUCAAGUUGAAUGCUCUAGUUGUUGAUGAAACCGUAACUCCUAGUAGAGAAAAUAUUUUGAUGAAAGGAGAGUCCGAAAGCACAGCUCUUAAAAGCCCGUUUGUCGAAGAAGCUGCUGCGUAAGAAGUUCCAUAUAGCUUUUCAAAAAAAGAUAUGUAUUUCAAUUACUUAAAAUGGUUUUAUUCCGACGUAAGAGUACAUUUUUGCUUUACGAUAACUUCGCGGUAAGAAAAUGUAUGUCUUCAUAAUAUUUCUAAGUUUGAAGUGUAAUCUAAAUUAAAAUUUCAGGAAGAUGUUUUUAUUGAGCUAAGUUACUUAUAUAAUUAAAGAAAUAGUUAUGAUGACAAGAAACAAACUCAAUCUUACUUUUUUAAAUGGGAUUUUUUAAAUCCUAUCAAUAAUUUUAUUGUUAUAUUUAAAAAUAUAUUUAUGUCAAAAUGUUAUACCUUAGAAUUUUGUAAAACAAAUAACUGAAUUGGUCAUUUAAAUAUUUUAAUCACAUUCUUUAUACUCGUAUUCGUAACAUUCGUAUUAGUAUAAUCGUUGCAACGAAAAUUGGCCAACUUUGGUUCAAAUUGUUAAGAAUGCAUAAAACUUGGUGCGUUUCUUCUUUUCGACCAAAAAAAAAUUUUAUAUGGGGCGUAUGGGAUGCUAAACAUUUUUUCAAAUUUUUUUAUUUAAAAAACAGAAUGCAGUUAUUAAAAUCAGGUUUUUUAAAAAAUGAUUAAAAUAAUGAAAAAUUUUUUUUGCUUCUUAUGGACGCUUUCUCAUUGUUUUGAAAUAUACAAAGUUUCUAGUCGAAAGUUAAUAAAAUAUCGGCCGUUUUUAUGGAAAUCAAGCUCUUUUUUUAAUAAAAAAUAUGUCUGGAUG